Molecule: messenger RNA, 7332 nt
Organism: Haliotis rubra (blacklip abalone)
Lineage: Eukaryota; Metazoa; Mollusca; Gastropoda; Lepetellida; Haliotidae
Product: laminin subunit beta-1-like
Source: RefSeq, a predicted model, not a curated record
GUUUAGGAAUUUGUAAAGGACCUCACUUCCGGUAGCCUUUCCGUUUACCUCCCGCCAAGAAUGGUGUGAGGUCUGUGUUGACAUCUCCUGUGAAAUCUAGUCGGAUACGAUGGUUGGGAUUUAAAGACAACCCCAACCCGGCUAUAGAAGACACACAUCCCAGUGAAUCACAGGAUACGUUUCUAUAUAUAUAUGGAUGGACGACUGUUAGUGUGACAUACUUCUAUAUUCUGCCAGCAUGGAGUUUUCUCUUUUAUACGUCACACUAUGCUGUAUAAUUGUAAAAGAUGUCGUGGGUCAGUCUCGGCGACAACGUCAGUGCGAGCAAGGCAGCUGCUACCCCGCCACAGGAGAUCUUCUGAUUGGUCGAGGAAAGCAACUUAAAGCAUCAUCCACGUGCGGUUUGAACAAACCGGAGAGAUAUUGUGUUGUGUCAUAUCUAGAAAAGCGGACAAAGUGCUUUCAGUGCGAGUCGCAAGAUCCAUGGCAGUCGAAAGUACAUGAAAACAGCCACCGGAUCGAGAACAUUGUCUCGUCAUUCAAAGACAGACGAGAUCGGUGGUGGCAGGCUGAAAAUGGUGUUGAGAAUGUUUCAAUUCAGCUGGAUCUUGAAGCAGAGUUUCAUUUUACUCAUUUGAUUAUGACAUUUAAAACAUUCAGGCCAAAGGCUAUGUUUAUAGAAAGGUCAUAUGAUUUUGGUAAAACUUGGAAAGUGUAUCGUUAUUUUGCUCAGAGCUGUCGCAAAUCUUUCCCUGGAAUUCCAAGAGGACCCGUGCGGUCAAUGACUGAUGUUAUUUGUCAGACAAAAUACUCAGCGGAAACACCGUCAACUCAGGGAGAGGUCAUUUUCCGUGUGUUGCCGCCAUUCAUUCCCAUCAAGGACCCAUACAGCGAACAGGUGCAGGAUCUGCUCAAACUCACCAACUUGAGAGUAAACUUCACGGAACUCCACACGUUAGGUGACACUCAGCUGGACAGCCGUUCAGAGAUCAAGGAGAAGUAUUAUUACUCUGUGUUUGACAUGACCGUCCGAGGGAGCUGCUCCUGCUAUGGCCACGCCUCCAGAUGUUUGCCGGUGCCGGGAUUUGACUCACUCCCAAACAUGGUGCAUGGCAUGUGCGAGUGUACACACAACACCAGGGGCCUGAACUGUGAGAUGUGUGACGAGUUCUACAACGAUCUGCCAUGGCAGCCAGCGAGGAGGAACCAGCCAAAUGCUUGUGCGAAAUGCAACUGCAACAAUCAUGCUGCCCAGUGUCACUUUGAUCCAGCGGUGUUUGAGGCUACAGGUCGUGUCAGUGGCGGCGUCUGUGACAACUGCCAACACAACACACAAGGACGCAAUUGUCAGGAGUGUAAACCCUUCUUCUUCCAAGACCCAAACAGAGACAUACGGGACCCAGAGAUAUGUCAACCAUGUGACUGUGACCCAGUUGGAUCCGAGCGGAAUGGCGAGUGUGAGGGUCGUACAGACGAAGUGCUUGGCCUGGAGGGUGGUCGAUGUCGGUGCAAGCGCCAUGUCCGAGGGUCACGAUGUGACCAGUGUGUGGAGAACUACUGGAACCUUCAGACAGACAACCCACUCGGCUGUGAUGCCUGUUCGUGUAACCCUCUGGGAACGCUGGGAGACUUUGGUUGUGACCAGUACACUGGCCUCUGUCUGUGUAAGAGAUACGUCACUGGACAGAACUGUGAUGAGUGCCACCGAGGCUUCUACGGUCUGAGUGAUGGCCCUUAUGGAUGUGAAGCUUGCAACUGUGACAUAGGUGGCGCUCUCAGCGAGUCAUGUGAUCAGUAUUCGGGACAGUGCACCUGUCGGCCAAACAUCAUCGGCAAACACUGCAAGCAGGUGAAUCCAGGCUACUUCUACGCUGGUUUGGAUUAUUACACGUACGAAGCAGAGUUUGGACGCGGCAGUGGGAAUGCUCGAGUGUACAUCCGGGAACCAAUCCCAGGUGGUCCUUCGUACUGGACAGGACCAGGCUACAUGAGGGUGAUGGAGGGCGACAGCAUCGAGUUCACCGUCAGUGACAUCAGCUUCCCCACCUACUACGACAUCAUCCUCAGAUAUGACCCAAGGAUGCCAGAGAUGUGGGAGGAUGUUCGCGUGACAGUGGUACGACCGGACCAGGUGGACCCAGAUGGUCUGUGUGCUGACUUAAUCCCUCAGGAUGACAUCAAGUCUGUCACCAUUGAACCAGGUGCACGGUACCAGCUGGUGACCCCUCCAUCCUGUCUGGAAAGCGGCAAGACGUACACCAUCAGACUGGACUUCCAGCGGUACAAGCAAGGCCAGCAGACACCAGACGCAACCAUGUUUGUUGACUCUUUGAUGCUGGUCCCCAACACCGACGCCAUCCCGAUCUUCCAGAUCCCCGGACUUCACGAGUACAUGAAGAACGACUUCCUGCGCAACCGAUGUCGUCAGCUGCAGUUCAACUCCAUCCAGCCAGAAAUGCCAGACGUCUGCAAGGGCCACAUCUUCAGCAUCUCCUCUGUGCUCCACAAUGGAGCCAUCGACUGUGACUGUGACCCAACUGGUUCCUCGAGUCGUGAGUGUAACCCUGAGGGGGGUCAAUGCCCCUGCAAGCCCAAUGUGGUUGGAAGGAGAUGUGACCAGUGCGCACCUGGGACGUACGGCUUUGGGCCCAACGGAUGUACAGCGUGUAACUGCCACAAUAUUGGCGCCAGAGACAACUUCUGUAAUGAGCAGUCUGGCCAGUCGUGUAUACAGAACGCCUACGGACGUGCCUGUGACAGUUGCCGCGUUGGGUUCUGGGGCUUCCCCCAGUGUCGGCAGUGUCAGUGUAACGGCAACGCCGACACCUGUGAUAACCUUGAUGGUCGCUGUAUCGGAUGCCGCAACUUCACCGGCGGACAGUACUGCGACAGAUGUAUGAAUGGUUACUAUGGCGACCCCCGUGCUGGUGCGCGUAUUCCCUGCCGCCCCUGUCUCUGCCCAGGUGGACCUGGCUCCGAGAACCAGCAUGCCGACACCUGCGGCCUUGAUCCCAGGACCAACUCUGUAACAUGUGACUGUUACCCUGGAUACGACAGACCAACAUGUGAUCGGUGUUCCGAGAACUACUUCGGCAACCCGCUGUCCCCUGGUGGCAGCUGUGAGCAAUGUUUCUGCAACAACAACAUUGACCCCGACGUCCCCGGCAGCUGCGACCGUGACAGUGGCGAGUGCCUCAAGUGUCAGUUCAAUACCGAGGGCUUCAGCUGUGAACAAUGUGUCUCUGGUUACUACGGAGAUGCCACAACUCAAGACUGCAAGAGCUGCGUCUGCCUCAGUCUGGGUACAGAUGCCAAUGGUGGUCAGUGUGACCGUCGCAACGGUCAGUGCCCCUGUCUGCCUAACGUGGUCGGUCUCCGAUGUGAACAGUGUGCCCCAAGCCACUACAACCUACAGAGUGGGAAGGGGUGUGAUGCCUGUAACUGUGAUCCGGAGGGAUCUCUCUCCACUGAGUGCACACAGCUGGAAGGUCAGUGUGAGUGUCGGGCCGGGAGAGGAGGACAGACCUGUGGUGACUGUGAGGACUUCUUCUGGGGAGACCCUGUCGACCAAUGCUUCCCAUGUGACUGCGACCCCCAGGGAUCUAAAUCCAUGCAGUGUGACCGCCGCACUGGUCAGUGCGUGUGCGAGCAGGGUGUCACAGGCUACAAGUGUGAUCGAUGCGCUAGCGGGACAACUGGAGAUCUGCCCAACUGCGUGCCUUGUGGCGAGUGCUCCGACAACUGGGAUAGAAUCAUCCGUGAUCUCAGAGAUCAGACUCACAGCCUGGUGGAGACCGGCAACAAUAUCUCAGUGACAGGUGCCAUCAAAGCAUUUGAUGAUGAGUUCAAGCAGAUGCAGAACAACAUCGAUGAGAUCCGUCGUAUCCUGUCCACCGCCAACGUCACCAGAGUGGACGUUCAGGACAUCCAGAACAUGCUGGACACUAUCAGACGUAACUUGACUGAAAGCAACAAAUCCCUGAAUAAUAUCGACAAGGAGCUCAGUAACACGACUUCCCGUGUACAGAGCGGCAACAACCAGAUUGGCAUCUUGCAGGGCCGUGUGAAGAAGUUGAAGAAUCUCGCUGAGGAGCUGAGAGCAAACGCCACUGACAUCCAGGCCCGUGAUGUAGAAGGUGCCUUCAACAUCACUCGGGAGGCUGAACGUCGAUCUCGUGAAGCCCAGCGGAAGGUUGAUGAUACACAGAGGACUGUUCAGGAUUCAGAGAGGACCCGGCAACAGGUGGAUGCCCUCAUAGACCAGAGAAGAGAUGAUUUCAACAACCGCCUCAAAGAAAACAAGGCUUCUCUUGAUGAACUGGAUGGCAAGGUGUCAUCACUGGGAGGCAGGCUUUCUAAUCUGAAUGAGCAGGUGUGUGGAAGUCCAGCAGAUCCAUGCGAUACUCUGUGUGGUGGUGGCGGUUGUGGACGUUGUGGAGGAGCAAGCUGUGGAGCUGGUGCCGUCACCAAGGCCGACAAAGCUCUGAGGUAUGCCCAACAGGCUGCAGACAUCUUGGACUCGAAGCAAACGGAAGCCGAUACCACACUGACAAAUCUCCAAUCAGCCAAGCAGGACGCGGAGCAAGCUAAAGCAGAUGCCAAGAUGGCGUACGACCAAGCCCUGCUAGCCAAGAACCAAUCAGAAUCUGCCAGGGAAGACCUUGAAGACCUCCUCAACAGAGUCAGACAGUUCUUCAGUGAGGAGUCUGCCAAGCCAGAGAGCAUUGAGAAGGUCGCACAAGAGGUGCUGGCAAUGAGCAUCUCCCUGACUCCCGCUCAGAUUGAGGAUCUGGCUGACAAGAUCAACAGAACCAUCCAAGGUCUGCAAAACAUUGACUCCAUCCUGGAUGAAACUAGGGAUGACUUGGCAAAGGCCAAGAGACUCAAGCAGAGAGCAGAUGAUGCAUCAGAGGAUGCAUCUGCUAUCCAGAAAACAGCAGAGGGUGUUCUCAGUGCCCUGGAUGGAGCUAAGAAGGCCCAGGAGGAAGCUGAGACGGCUAUCAUCACUGCUGAGGCCAACAUCCGUGACGCGGAGGCAGAUCUGGCCAUGAUCGAGUCGGAAACUACCUCAGCAGCAGAUACGUCCAACAGGAGUAUGACUAUCUUGGACAGGCUCAAGGCACGUCUGAGUGAUCUCCGCAAGAAGUACAACCAGAACAAAUUUGAAGUAGAAGAAGCAGAGAAGGCCUCCAGAGAUGCCACAGAUCUUGCCAACCAGGCAGAGAGGGAUGCAAAUGACCUUGACAACAAAUAUCAAAGCGCAGCUGGUCGUUUAAACAACAAGUACAACAUGACGUCUGAUGCACACGAGCGUGCAACGCGGCUGAAGAAGAGGGCAGAUGAACUGGCUGCUGGCACCCAGGAGAAAUAUCAGAACUUGCAGCGAAUGCAGAAAGAUUUUGAGGAAAAUAACAAGACCCUGAAUGAGCUGUCAGACAUGAUUGACGAGCUUAACAGACGGAUGCAGGAGUACCUGGACAAAAUACAAGAGAAAUCAAAAUAUUAUCGUAACUGUUAAUUGUAUCAUUUACCAAUCUGUGUCGCCCAGUUUCUCGUAAGCCAUGCUUGUUACCCAAUAGCUGACUAACAGGGUGUCGUCUGUCGAAGUAGAUGCAUCCCUAAGGAACGGUACAAGGAUGUGAUUAUCUUUAUCCGGCUUCCAGUGUUUAAACCCUGGACAACCAUCGUCCUUGUUUGUCAACAGCACUGAUUUAGUCACCAUGGGACGAUCUUGAUUCCUGUGAUGGAAGAAAGAGUUACCUCCCUUCCACUCCUAGUAUAGACUAGAUUUCCUGCAUGCAGUCGUCCGCUGGUCUCUGUACUUUAUUUAAAUGUUUGACAUCAUGUGAUUUUACUCCAUUUUAUAUCUUUGUAUGUGAAAUUGUAUUUUUGUAUUGUAUAUACCUACCCAGUCCUGUAGACAUGUCUGUUUUUAAUCAGUUUUGAUAAUGGCAAUUUUUGUUCAUGAUUUUUUCAAAGUUAAUCACUUGACCAUGAAUUUUUGCCAGUUGAUGUAAACUUGUUUUUUAAGAAUGAUCUGAUAUUUUAGAUAAUCUUUUCAGUGUUAAUGGUAGAUAUAUUUUGAUAUGAUCAUGUAUUUCAUACGAAAAAGUAAAAAAAAUAAUCAUGAUUCAAUCACUUUGCUCAGCUUUGACAAUGAUCUGUUGAUAUUCAUUAGCAAUAUCAUUCAGUCGUUAAGAAGAAAUAGUAAUUACUUCCCUCCUUCCUAGCUGGGCUAUCAACCUUGCUUUACCUCAAGUUUACCUGUAUAAGGAUUCUGCUUAACAGACAGGUGCAAGUGUCUGAGAUAGUGUUUUCACCAGUCAAUUUUCGAAUGGUACUAAAUGUCGGUAUAUUCUCAUUUUUGCCAAAAACUUAAUCACUUUCAUUUUCAGAUCUAGACAGGUGACAAAACUAUUUGUUGUACAAGAUUCACUACAAGUUUGACUUGAUGGUUGGUUAAAAUGUUGUAAUAUUAGUGAUCUUCUACAUUGAAAAACACAGUAAAUACAAAUUUGGUAUUCCUAAUAAUUAAGAGAUGGUGAUAUCUGCCCAGACAAGGGAGAUAAUCGGGUUUGUCUAGGCAAGGGAGGUAAUCCAGCUGGCAACAAAACUUCAAGGUGCUGCGUGAACCAAUACUCUGUACAGCGUGUAUAUUUAUGCCAUGUAGAAUGCACUAGACCAGUAGGCAUUUCACGUAUAUAAAGGUAGAAAACAAUAAUCAUGCUGAAGUCUGCUACUUUCCCUUAUCAGGCUCCGAGCAAUCUGCUAGUGAUUCAUAUAUGCAUUUUAGGGCAUUGGUUAUUGUAUUUUGUAUGUAAGAUCUGAAGUUUCUGUUUGAUAUUCAAGGAUAUUAUGCAAAGUAAAAUUACAACUUAUACAAAAUCUUGGAACGGUUGAGUUCCUGGUAAUAUCUUUUUCAGUCAACAGGAUACAAGUAGUAGUUAUACCCCCAUAGCAGUUUAGUGCCUAAAAGUUGCCAAAAGUGCGAGAACACUUACCAAAUAAUGAGCAGUGUCCAAUUCUAAUCCUGAUUUGGCCAUUUUGAAAAAGUUAAUUUUGGUAUCGAGGAUCUUGUCAUCGGGAUUUAGUUUCAUGUGGUAUUUCUAUGUCAGUCAUGAACAUUGGCUUGUUCAUUUACAAGUUGUCUCAGUUAUUACAUGCAUAAUUCCCUCGCUAUUCAGGUCGACCAGUCACCUCCCUACCAGGGGAGACAACUGCUCAACUGCAUCAAACCAAUGACAUGUAGUGAUCAAAAGUAGAAUAUCCAAAGCAGACUUACACCAUUUUGUAAUUUUUAUAUCACAAGUCAAUAAACUUCUAUUUCUGAUA